AUACUUGGGCUCUCCUGAGGAAGAUAGUGGAUCUUUAGGUGCAGAAACGGUUGAAAAGUUAGUGGAUCGUCUUCAAUCCUCAAUGAGGCUAGACGAUCGUCGCGAUGCUCUCCGAGCCCUUAAAGCUUUGUCAAGGAAUUUUAGGCUAGAAGUUGGGACUUUGGCUAUGCCUAAUAUUGUAAAUAGUCUGAAGCAGGACAGCCGUGAUUCAGACAUCAUUUGUUAUUCCUUAGAGGCAUUAAUGAAUGUUAUGUCUGAUGGAUUUACCUUAGACACCCCUAAUGAUUCUGAUUUGCCUGCUGAUUUGGGUGGGCAAUUUACCGAAAUAUUCAUCAAAGAUAUCGACAAUGUCAAACUUAUUGUCGGCUUUAUUGACGCCUACGAUUUACACAUACGCCGUUUUUCCGUUCGAUUUUUAACAAUUCUCCUGAGUAAUCGACUCCGUGAUGUUCAGGACAUUAUUCUUAAGUGUCCCAUGGCUAUUUCAAAAAUUGUUGAUACAUUAUCUGACUCAAGGGAGGCUCUGCGAAACGAUGGACUCCUAUUGCUUAUCGAAGCUACAAAAGGACAUUCAAAUAUACAAAAGAUUGUCGCAUUUGAAAAUGUCUUCGAUCGUCUUUUGAACAUAAUCUGUUCUGAGGGCCUAAGUGAUGGAGGAAUCGUUGUGGAAGAUUGCUUGAAACUACUACGGCAGCUUUUAGAGUCAAAUCCUCCAAACCAAACCCUUUUCAAGGAAGGAAGCUUUAUUCAACGUCUGAAGCCAUUUGUCUCAUUAAGUCCAGAAGAUAUCAGCAGUCAGCUUGGUUGGUCAGCCCAGAAAGUUGCAAAUGUGCAGUUAAUGCUCCAAGUUAUUCGUAUUCUUGUCUCUCCAAAUAAUAAAUCCCAGGUCACACAUGCCUGUCAAACUGCUAUGAAUGAAUGCAAACUUCUCGCAAGCUUAUGUGAUAUUAUAAUGGCUCAUGGUAUUCCUUCUGAUGUUCUAACUGAAGCCAUAUAUGCUGUUGCCGAGGUUAUUCGGGGUUGUUCUAUAAAUCAAUCCUAUCUUGCUGCGUUGACUGUACCUUCCGAGCCUCCUCAGCCGGCUGUUACGGUACUACUUAUCUCCAUGGUUAAUGAUAGACAAUCUUUGGUUGUUCGUCAAGCCGUACUCUAUUGCUUUCAAUGUUUUCUUGCGUCGAAUCCAGAUGGACAGGCUGAAAUUGUCUCUACUCUGUUGCCCAAAACAGCCCAAAGUCAUGAUAUAACAGCUGGACAGCUUUUAUGCCGCGGGCUUUUCUCACACGAUUCUCUUUCAAUCUGGUUUUCUUCGAUUUCAUUCCUACACAUAAUAAGAGCUAAUCGUCGUCUAAAAGAGGAACUUUUGAGGGUUCACUUGGCACCAACCAUCGAUAGUCAGCCUGUGAGCUUACUGCAACAAACGUAUUCACUCGUCAGUCAAGUAAGUUAG
This is a messenger RNA of Protopolystoma xenopodis, 1447 nucleotides long. The record is from the annotation of a GenBank genome assembly. NCBI's taxonomy places the organism in Eukaryota, Metazoa, Platyhelminthes, Monogenea, Polystomatidea, Polystomatidae.